Molecule: messenger RNA, 1975 nt
Organism: Thermothielavioides terrestris NRRL 8126
Lineage: Eukaryota; Fungi; Ascomycota; Sordariomycetes; Sordariales; Chaetomiaceae
Exons: 1
Coding region: 473-1837 (454 amino acids)
Biological process (GO): dehydro-D-arabinono-1,4-lactone biosynthetic process
Cellular component (GO): cytosol
Molecular function (GO): D-arabinose 1-dehydrogenase [NAD(P)+] activity
Source: RefSeq, a predicted model, not a curated record
CCGGGUUCGGGGGACGCAAUGCACAACUAACCCAACUAACCCGCGAUGAUUUGCUCAUCGUUGUUCAACUGAAGACUCACCGCGACCAUUGAACAGGCUGGAAAGGAGACUAUUCCAGACAAUUGCCUGCUCUGGACGGUUGCCUCGUGCUUCGCUCUCUCAAUGCCCAUCACGACCUACCUACAAACAAAUCAAAUACCGGGUACCUUCCUCUGCAGUAUGGCAGUAUUGGAGCGUUCUGCUACCUUCCUAACAUGCACACGCAGGAGAAGGAAUACCCAGCACGCAAUUGCUACCGGGCCCUGCUCCGCGGUAGGUUGUCGCAACCCCACCAAGGGCGGGGCAACCGGAGCUGCCGGCCCCCCGAGAGCUUGCCCUCCUUGCUUGCUCUUGGCCCGUUUUCAUGGCAACGCCUGGUAGAGAUCAGCGGGCGCAGUGGACGCCAGAAGCUUGACCGUCCCUUGCCGUCGCCAUGUCGGACACCCAUCCAGCCGACCCGGCCGAUCGCGCGCGCGCGGCGCGCCCCCCGCUGCACGCCGUCCUCCCGCCCCUGAUCCUCGGCACGGCGACCUUCAACACCCAAUACGUGCACGACCCGCACUCGAUGCCCUACCGCGACAUCGUCGCCCGCGCGCUCUCCCUCGGCGUCAACGCCUUCGACACCAGCCCCUACUAUGGCCCCUCCGAAACGCUGCUGGGCACCGCCCUCGCCGCGCUCAUGGACCCCCCCGCGCGCUCCGAGACCGCCUCAGGCCUGGAGCCGGAGUCAGUGCCGAAGCCGGUUUCCCGCUCGAGCUUCUUCCUCAUCACCAAGGCCGGCCGCAUCGGGUCGGACGAGUUCGACUACUCGCCCGCCUGGGUGCGCUACUCGGUCCUGCGCAGCCUGCGGCGCCUGCACACGCCGCACCUCGACCUGGUCUACAUGCACGACGUCGAGUUCGUCUCGCCCGCCGAGGUGCUCGCCGCCGUGCGGGAGCUGCGCCGGCUGCGCGACGAGGACGGCGUCGUGCGCUACGUCGGCAUCAGCGGCUUCCCCGUCGACGUGCUGUGCGAGCGCGCCGAGAUGAUCUACCGCGAGACGGGCGAGCCGCUGGACGCCGUGCUGAGCUACGGCCACCUUACCGUGCAGAACCGGACGCUGGGGCUGCCGUGGGUGGCGGGAAAAGGCGAGGAGGGGGUUCAGGGCGGCAGCGAAGGGGCGCCGCUGGCCAGGCUCAAAAGGGCCGGCGUGGACGUUGUGCUGAACGCCAGCAUUCUCGGCAUGGGCCUGCUCACGAGCAGAGGUAUCCCCGUUGAGGCCGCCGAGACAUCCUCGCCGCUAGCGGCAUGGCAUCCCUCGCCGCCCGAACUGCGCCUGGCCUGCAAGAAGCUCGCCGAGCUCGCCGCCGCCGCCGGUGAGCGUCUGGAGUCGGUCGCCAUACGCUGGUCGCUGGCCGAGUGGGCCCGCCUCGGAGCGCUGGCGGGGGUCGGCGUGGACCUUCCCGACACCGGUGCCGGCCCGCGCAAGGUUGGCGCCACCGUCUGCGGCGUCUCGUCCACGGCCGAACUCGAAGAGACGGUGGCCGAGUGGCGCGAGGUCCUUGCAGGCCUCGGGCGAGCGGAAGAGAGCAAGGACGAGGUUUACAGGACGCCACGCCAAGAGAAAGUGUCCAGCCUGGUUCGGAACGACUUGUGGCCCGCACUGGGGCCGUGGUUGGAUUAUGCUUGGGAUAGCCCGCAUCCCGGAUGGGUGAACACCAGGCAGGAAGCCGACCGCGGGGUUGUCCCCGACGAUGGCAUAGUUGCUGAUUAUGACCAGGCAAGACAAACCAUAAACCCCGCACCGAACACCAGGUAACGUCAGUAGCUGGUCACGUUGGGAGAGAUGCUUCACGCUCCCACCGCCGUUCAAGUCCUACUACUAGUGAUAGUCAUAAUGCUACUCCAUUCUCAGGGGACUCCAAAGUGCAGCCAAACAGGAUCGUGCUCCGGACUC